GGAAACCGGCGUUUCAUAAGGGAUUAUGAUCAGUCAUGUUUCACAAACAAAACAGAGAAGACUGUUUAACUGUUACAUUGAUUACAGAAGAGUCUCAGCAGUAGAAAUUAAUUUCUGAUGUAUUCUUUUGAACGAAGAAACACAUCCUCGACACAAUGAAGAGACUGUACUUCAUCGAGCCGAUCGUCGCGAUUUACGCGUUUGCCAGUUUUAUGGUUUAUCCCCUCGUGCAGCAGUAUGUGUAUCGCAGAUUGUGGCUGGAGAUCACAAACUCUUCUUACCCCGUGUCCGACAACACUUCCCAAUGCGCCGCCAACAGCACCAGCCACAGCAGACAGCAAGAUGAGGUUCAGAAAGCAGCUUCUCUGUUCUCCAUGUACAGUGAUUUAUCUUCCAUGAUCCCCAGUCUCAUAGUGACCCUCCUCCUGGUGGCCUACAGCGAUCAGCGCGGCCGAAAGAUCACUAUUAUUAUGCCCCUCAUUGGGUCUCUGAUCUACACGCUUUCAUUCCUGGCGGUCUCCUUCUUCGAGCUCAACCUCUACCUCCUCAUUGCCGCCAACUUCGUAAGUGCCCUCUUUGGGGGUAUCGGCACCAUGCUAGGCGGCUGCUUCUCAUAUGUGGCCGAUUUGUGCGAGGACAGCAAGCAGAAAACUCUUCGCAUGGCUGUGGUGGACAUGAUGAUUGGCUUGUUGGCCGGUGUGGCGUCAAUCUCCACUGGCUACUUCCUGCAUGCAGUCGGGUUCAAUUGGCCUUUCUUCACGUCUGCCAUAUUUCUGGUGGUUAACUUGCUAUAUGCCAUCUUCAUUCUGGAAGAAACCAGGGUGAUUGACCAGGCAGAGACUGUGGAUUGUUGUCGGGCCAUGAAGAAACUUGUAUGUGGUAUCUACAACUUGUUUGCAGGAGGCAGUAAAAAAAAAAAAAUUAUUCUUCUGCUGAUUGUCACCACUCUCUCCUCCUGAGCUUUUGUCAAUACGGGGGGUCUGUCCAUGAUCACACUUUACGAACUCAAUGAGCCGCUGUGCUGGAGCGAGAUCCUCGUCGGCUAUGGCGCCGCGGCCAGCACCUCCAUCUUUAUCACUAGUUUUGUCGGUGUGUAUUUGUUCUCCCUCUGUCUGCCUAACCCUGCCAUCACCUUCAUCGGGAUGCUGUCAGUCGCUAUAAACAUGUUCAUGACGGCCUUCGCAAAGACCACGCUCAUUAUGUUCCUCGUAAGGGUUCCUGCUAUGUUUGCCAUCAUGCCGUUCCCUGUCCUGCGUUCGAUGAUGUCAAAGGUUGUCUCAAAGUCUGAGCAGGGAGCACUCUUUGCCUGUGUGGCCUUUAUGGAAAACCUGAGCACUAAUGGAUCCUCUGCGGUUUUUAGCAGAAUCUAUGCGGCCACCGUGGCAUGGUGUCCUGGCUUUAUCUUUCUGUUGGGUGCUGGACUCUGUAUCAUUCCCAUAAGUCUAUUAGGCAUCCUUAGGUGUUUCCAUUCAUUGGAUUCUAAUGACACUCAAGCACUCUUAUCAGAAGAUGGGACUGAAGCCUCACGUGACCCACCUGUAGCUUAAAAUCAACAGGAGUUUGGAUACCUCAUGGUUCCUCUGUGUGGUUCUUAACAUUUCAUCAUACCAGCACAUGUGGGUAAUCUGUUCAAACCUGUGUGUAUUUUUAGUAUUUCGAGUCGCUGCUGUGAAAUAUGCAGUUUUGCUGAAAUGCAGUAUUAUGGUGGUUUUUGAAGGGAACAGAACUUUAUUUUUCUAAAGGGAAAUUUUGUGAAAGAGGAAGUAUUUUUUUAAAUAAUAAGAAUAAUAAUUUCAUCAAAAAACAAAUUUAUAUAUCCUUAAGGAAAUACCAGUCACUUGCAAGGCAGCAACAAAACAGUAACAGUUAGGUUAGUUUACGUUAGGCUUUGAUUCUGUUUUGUCCACAAACAAGAAUGUAGUAAAUGUGAAGGGUAUCUAUAAAUGACAAGACCAAUCACAAUUCAGUAUGCAAAUACAACAAUUGAAUGUUUGAGGAAUAUCAGUACAUUGCUGCCUUACUAAUAUAAAGUUUGGGCUGAUCUGCAAUACAUUUGUGUUUUGUUUAGACAAACAUUUACUAUAGAUUUAUAAGGUAUAUAAAAUUGUAUUUUAUAAAGCAUAAGAUUUAGGAUGCAUCUUUAUAGUGUUUUAAAGUGGUCUAUGCUAUUCUAAGUGUGGCAAGGUUUUUAUUAGUCUCAUAUUUGCACAGAUCUGAGUCAUGAGCAAUUUAGCCAAUAAGUUCUGACCUGCCAUUGACUGUCUGUCAUCUGAAACAAGGUAAGAUACAUAAACUGGUGUAGAUCAGUUUACUUUGUUUGAAGGCUUAGCUGUGAAAAAAAGUGAUUUUGGAGGACUGGGCAGAUCAGUCAGUUGAUAUUUGUACUUCUCUGCCUGUACUUGUGCUCCUACACACACAAACAUACACAUUCCCAACAGGAAUGCGUACUGAACCACUGGGGAAAAAAAACCUAGUUCACCUCUUUCAUUUACACAAACAUGCUUAAACCCAAAUAAGUUUGGUAACUUGUGUGCAGUUGUGAUGUUUUGUAUAUGAAUACAUAAAGUUUCUAUUAUGAAAUGUAAUAAUAUAAGGGAUUACUGUCUGUUAACUUUACAGCAUGUAAAACCUACUGAUGUGUUAUUUGAAACAUUUAAAUUGUGCUUUCCGGGCUUGGAAAUUAUCCGGUUCUAGAAAUUAUUAUUAUUAUUAUUAUUAUUAUUGUUAAUAAUCAGUGCCUAAUUCUAUUGCUAAUAUAGCGUCUGCUAAAUAAAUAAAUAUAAAUUCAGUAA
Cyprinus carpio (common carp) is the source of this 2792-nucleotide messenger RNA. RefSeq names its product lysosomal proton-coupled steroid conjugate and bile acid symporter SLC46A3. Gene Ontology annotation, biological process: vacuolar transmembrane transport. Lineage: Eukaryota; Metazoa; Chordata; Actinopteri; Cypriniformes; Cyprinidae. Gene Ontology annotation, cellular component: lysosomal membrane. The record is from RefSeq and is a predicted model, not a curated record. Gene Ontology annotation, molecular function: transmembrane transporter activity.